This is a messenger RNA of Anopheles aquasalis, 1529 nucleotides long. Its product is annotated as CXXC-type zinc finger protein 1-like. Lineage: Eukaryota; Metazoa; Arthropoda; Insecta; Diptera; Culicidae. Gene Ontology annotation, molecular function: zinc ion binding; DNA binding. Gene Ontology annotation, biological process: positive regulation of DNA-templated transcription. Gene Ontology annotation, cellular component: Set1C/COMPASS complex. The record is from RefSeq and is a predicted model, not a curated record.
CAACACGGUCAAGGCGAACGGUCUGCGCUUUUCUCUGCAAUCAUCGAACACCACACGUAUUUUUAUUUAGCAAGAUAAUCAUGAGUGACCAGAGGAAAAAAAGUAAAAAAUCGAAAGAGGAGAUUGCCAAGGAGUUUGAUCUGCCGGAGCGCAAGAGCAAGAUUGCAACGCUCCUGAAACAGGAUGGGCAAGCUUACUGCCUUUGCCGAUCGUCUGAUUCUUCGCGUUUCAUGAUCGGAUGUGAUGCUUGUGAGGAAUGGUAUCAUGGGGACUGCAUCAAUGUUUCGGAAAAGGAAGCAAAACACAUCAAACACUAUUUCUGCCAACGGUGCAAGGAAGACGAUCCAACGCUGCAAACGGUGUUCAGGCUGGUACCCACUCCAGGCACGACAACGCAUCACGAGGAUAAGAAGCAGUCGAAGAGGAAAACGGAAAAGGCGAACGGAAUAUCAUCAUCCGAUAAACGCUGCGGUCAUUGUGAUGGUUGUCGCGCAAAUAACUGUGGGAGCUGUAACGCUUGCAUGGGACCAUCCAAGAAUGGCCGAAAGCAAAGAUGUGAAUUGCGAGUCUGUGUCAACAUCGCAAGUCGCAAAAAGAAUCGAUUGGCCUUAAAAACAGCUGCCAGAUUGAAGAAAAAGCGUCGUUCUAUAAGCCCAGAACUAUGGAUCAACCCGGCCCUGCAAGGAGAGCGACAAUGUAAUGGUCCCGGUUGCAUCAUGACCGCACGUCCGCAGUCCAAAUAUUGUUCGAAUGACUGUGGGAUGAAGUUGGCCACUAGCAGAAUCUUUCAAGUGCUUCCACAGCGUAUUCAAGAGUGGUCCCUCAGUCCUGCCAUCGGGGAGGAGCAGAAUAAAAAAUCGCUGGAAGCGAUACGCACUAAGCAGACGAUUGUGCGUGCUACUUUGGCCGAACUAGAUAAGCGGCGAGCGGAACUGGACUUGUUGGUUGACCGUGCCAAACGCUGCACAUUAGAUCCCACUGCAUUGGAUGGCACUGACCUGGAGGAUGAAAUGUCGAUGUACUGCAUUACUUGCGGCCACGAGAUACAUUCCAAAACAGCAAUACGCCACAUGGAAAAAUGUUUCAACAAAUAUGAAAGCCAAGCCAGCUUUGGGAGCAUUUUCAAGACACGCAUCGAUGGCAAUUCCAUGUUUUGCGAUUUCUACAAUCCGGGCAGCAAGACCUACUGCAAGCGGUUGCGCGUUUUGUGUCCCGAGCACUGCAAGGAUCCAAAGGUUAACGAUACGGAUGUCUGCGGUUGUCCAUUGGUUAGAAACGUGUUCCAGCUGACGGGAGAAUUUUGCCGCGCUCCAAAGAAGUCCUGCUUCAAGCAUUAUGUAUGGGAAAAAAUUAGAAGAGCGGAAAUUGACCUUGAACGUGUCAGGCAGUGGUUAAAAAUGGAUGAACUGGUGGAGCAAGAGCGCCAAAUACGUCAAGCAAUGGCAUCACGAGCCGGUGUGCUAGGUCUUAUGCUACACUCAACAUACAACCAUGAAUUGAUGGAAAAAUUGUGCGCCGGAAAAUUCUAG